Centruroides sculpturatus (bark scorpion) is the source of this 1501-nucleotide messenger RNA. It is a transcript of the gene NANS, whose product is annotated as sialic acid synthase-like. The coding region runs from base 336 to 1466 and encodes 376 amino acids. The transcript is spliced from 9 exons. Gene Ontology annotation, molecular function: N-acylneuraminate-9-phosphate synthase activity. NCBI's taxonomy places the organism in Eukaryota, Metazoa, Arthropoda, Arachnida, Scorpiones, Buthidae. The record is from RefSeq and is a predicted model, not a curated record. Gene Ontology annotation, biological process: carbohydrate biosynthetic process.
UAUCAUUAAUUUAUAUUUAUUAAAUUUAGUUAAUAAAAUGAUAUUAUAACGUCAUAAAAAUUAUUUAGUAAAAAAUUUCUGAAAACAGACGACAUUUAGCUUCAUAGAGUUACGCAGUUCGAUGUUUUGAUUUGCAAAGGAGACGGCUUUUCAAUUUCUUAAUGGAUUCUUGUUUUAUUCGUAAAGAAGAGAUGGUAAUGAAGCAGAGUUUCAUCUUUAAAGACUCGAAAAUCUUAGAUAAUAUGGUGCCAAAGUUCAUCCUUUGUCCUUGGUUGGGAUAUUUGUUGUAUGAAGAAUGGCUGAUGUUUUUAUAAAGAAAGAGUUUUUGAAGAAAAAUGGAUAUUGAAUUUGAACUUAUACCUGGACGUAAGAUAGGUAAAAAUCAUCCUUGUUUUAUAAUAGCUGAGAUUGGACAGAAUCAUCAAGGAGAUAUUAAUAUUGCUAAAAGAAUGAUUAUUGAAGCAAAGGAAAUAGGUGCAGACUGUGUAAAAUUUCAAAAGACAGAUUUACCAUCAAGAUUCAAUAAAGCAGCUCUUGAAAGACCAUAUGUAUCGUUAAAUUCUUGGGGAAAGACUUAUGGAGAACACCGAAAGCAUCUGGAAUUUAGUGAAGAUCAAUUUUAUGAAUUAUAUCAAUUUGCACAACAAAAAGAUAUUUCAUUUUCAUCAUCUGGAAUGGAUAAGAAAUCUGUCGAUUUUCUUCAUAAACUUGGUAUUCCAUUUUUUAAAGUUGGUUCAGGUGAUUCAAACAAUUUCCCUCAGUUGAUUCAUACUGCUAAAUUUACAAAACCCAUGGUCAUAUCUACUGGAAUGCAAAACAUGGAGACAGUUAAAAAAGUCUAUGAUUUACUUAUGCCAAUUAAUAAACGUUUGUGCUUUCUGUUAUGUACCAGUUCGUAUCCUGCACCACCCAAAGACAUACACCUAAAUGUUUUGAAAACUUAUAAAAGUGAGUUACCAGGAGCAAUAAUUGGAUAUUCAGGACAUGAAGUAGGACAAGAAAUUACAAUUGCAGCAGUUGCUCUUGGUGCUAAGGUAGUCGAAAGACAUCUAACAUUAAAUAGAACAUGGAAAGGAAGUGAUCACGUGGCUUCGUUAGAACCGCAAGAAUUCAAACAGUUGGUGAGACAGAUCAGAAAUGUAGAACUUGCUCUCGGAACAACAGAAAAAGUAUUAAGAGAUUCAGAAAUUCCUUGUUAUGAAAAGACCUCUUCCGAAGAACUGGUGGGUGCACCAGCCACAGAUCCAGAUGUCUGUCACAGGGGGAGAGAUAAAAAAAAGCUCGGAAAAACCAUAGUGGCUGCCAAAUUUAUUCCUGCGGGAACGGUUUUGACAGAAGACAUGCUGGACGUCAAAGUGGCGGAACCGAAGGGACGGAGGGCGGAAGAGUUAUCCGAAUUAAUAGGAAGAACAGCGAAGCACGACGUAUCUUACGACCACAGCAUCACGGACGACGUUGUUGACUGACGGACUCACUCACCUAUCUCACUAUGCCAAUCUCA